Molecule: messenger RNA, 1264 nt
Organism: Glycine soja
Lineage: Eukaryota; Viridiplantae; Streptophyta; Magnoliopsida; Fabales; Fabaceae
Product: 14-3-3-like protein D
Exons: 6
Coding region: 127-918 (263 amino acids)
Biological process (GO): signal transduction
Cellular component (GO): cytoplasm
Source: RefSeq, a predicted model, not a curated record
ACCAAAAAAAAAAAAACCGCAUCUACCUUUCACUUCACUUGUGGUUCCUCACUCUCUCUCUCUCUCCACACCACACUGAGGAGGGAGACAGUGGAAGGAAGGAACACUCAAAUCACUGAACCAGCCAUGGCUACCUUCUCCAAGGAACGCGAGAACUUUGUAUACGUUGCCAAGUUAGCUGAACAAGCUGAACGCUAUGAUGAAAUGGUGGAUGCCAUGAAGAAGGUGGCGAAGCUGGACGUUGAGUUGAGUGUGGAAGAGAGGAACCUGUUCUCUGUUGGGUACAAGAAUGUGGUGGGGUCACGGAGAGCUUCAUGGAGAAUCUUGUCAUCGAUAGAGCAGAAAGAGGAUUCCAAAGGGAAUGAGUUGCAUGUUAAGCAUAUCAGGGAUUACAGGAACAAGGUGGAGUUGGAGCUGUCCAACAUUUGCAGUGACAUUAUGAUAAUUUUAGAUGAGCAUCUUAUUCCAUCCACUAAUAUUGCGGAGUCCACAGUGUUUUAUUAUAAGAUGAAAGGAGACUAUUACCGGUAUUUGGCAGAAUUUAAAGCUGGCAAUGAAAAGAAAGAGGUGGCAGAUCAGUCACUUAAAGCAUAUCAGACAGCUUCUACCACUGCUGAGAGUGAACUACAACCUACACAUCCUAUUCGUUUGGGUCUGGCUCUAAAUUUCUCAGUGUUUUAUUAUGAGAUAUUAAAUUCACCUGAAAGGGCCUGCCAUCUUGCAAAGCAAGCCUUUGAUGAUGCUGUCUCGGAGCUGGAUACCCUGAAUGAGGAUUCUUACAAGGACAGUACCUUGAUUAUGCAGCUGUUGAGGGAUAACCUUACUUUAUGGACUUCUGAUAUCCCCGAAGAGGGUGAGGACCUAAAAAUGGAAAGCGCAGCCAGGGUUGAUCAAGGAGAAGAUGAGUUAGGCCGCUAACCCAUCAUUCUGUCAUAUGUCUAAGAUUUGAUGCAUUAAUUUUUCUCAAUCAUAUUUUCUCCAUUGUAGUGAAGCCUCUAUCUGAAUGGUGCACUGCACCUCAUCAACUUUGAGUCAUUCUUAUUUUUGAGUGAUGGCCUAUUUGAGUCAUCUACUUCAUUUUUAUGCUAUUGUUGAGUAGUUUUAUUCAUGUGUUUGUGACACAAAAACACCAUUGGUUUGCAAUGCAUAAUUUCCCUAUUUGUAUCCUGUUAUGGUUAAGAUCUGUUCUUGGGUUGGCCUUUCAAGAACUGAUCACAUGUGAGCCACUGUAAUAUUGCAAUAUUUAGACUUUUGUUAAGUCUCA